This is a messenger RNA of Hyla sarda, 1089 nucleotides long. RefSeq names its product mitotic spindle organizing protein 1 (gene MZT1). NCBI's taxonomy places the organism in Eukaryota, Metazoa, Chordata, Amphibia, Anura, Hylidae. The record is from RefSeq and is a predicted model, not a curated record. Gene Ontology annotation, cellular component: spindle; gamma-tubulin ring complex; interphase microtubule organizing center. The coding region runs from base 192 to 581 and encodes 129 amino acids. Gene Ontology annotation, biological process: mitotic spindle assembly; gamma-tubulin complex localization; microtubule nucleation by interphase microtubule organizing center. The transcript is spliced from 3 exons.
CGCCGUCGCUCCUCUCAGCUCUUGCUCACACUCUCUACUACGGUUCCUCGUUUACAGCCAAUCACAAUCGCGAUGUUGAAGUAUCGACCAAUCACAGAGCUCGGAAGGGGCGGAGUCUUGAAGGUAAGAGCGUUGACCAGUGAGCUGAGUUCCGCCGAGCAAAUUCGAAUGUAACCCCGCCCCCGGUCGCUAUGGAAACACUAGAGUUAAAACGGGUUCUUCCUUCCUGGGAAGUUCUAAAUGAGAAUGUCAGCACUGGAGUCCUAGCCCCGCCCCCUGUGGGCGGUCCCUUAGCAUCGGCGCGCUCACCCCAUCGACCCCAACGUCUGACAGCACAUCCGGUCACCGGGCGGCUAGUCACCAUGGCGAGCGCUCCGGUCAGCGUCAGCGCUAUGAGGGAGACGAUGGACGUGCUGCUAGAAAUUUCCAGACUGCUGAACACAGGUUUGGACAUGGAGACUUUGUCAAUUUGUGUCAGACUGUGCGAGCAAGGAAUCAAUCCAGAGGCGUUGUCAUCCGUUAUCAAAGAGCUGCGUAGAGCGACCGAAGCGUUAAAGGCUUCAGAAAAUGCACCGAGCUAAUCGUAUGGGGUAAAGAAAAAAUAAACAUGAUGACUUUUCUGAGUGGAUGACAUUAUACAAGAAGUAUAUUCUGGAUUUCCUCCUGUGUACGCUGCACUAUGUUCAGUCUGUUUACAUUGUUAGGCCUCAGUCUUCUUCCUGUUACACACUCGUAUGAUGUUUUAUAUUGUGAAGAAGCUUUCAGGAAAACUUUUUGUUGGCAGAUAUUUAGACUGAAGCAUACUUCAGCUUUAGGUUGGGUUCACACUUAGUAUUUUCGCUCAGUUGCAGUAGUAACAUGAACAACUUAAUUUCUUCCAAUUGUUUCUUUAAGAAGUAAAAUUGCUGCCAUAUGUGCGUCAAAAUAAAUUUUACAUAAUGGUUUUGACACAGCAUUAAGUAAACCCCAUCGUAUGAACCCAGCCUAAAAAUGGUGCUCUUAACUAUAGUAAUGAUGUGUGUGAGCCUGGAUCGUGUGCCACAAUUGCGUUAAAUUAUUGUUUCAACUUAUGAUUUAAAAAAAUCCAAA